CUCUAUAGGACUCCACAUCCCAGAGAGCCUUGCCCUUGGCCAUACAGGAAAGGGAACAGCCGGCAGCCUAUCCCGGUGGGGAGGUGUGGUGAGUGAGCAGCUGUCAAGCCAAUAGCAGAGAGGGAAGUGAAGCCAAAGCAGUGGGCUGAAAAAAGUGGGCUGGGGGUGGGAGGAGGAAGGGGGAGAGUUAGAGUUAGUAGGUGUCUGCCUGUGUGUGGGAUCAGGCAAGGGCUUGCCUGUGUAACUAGGGCCACUCGGAAGUUUGCCGACUGCAGUUAUUCCACGGCACGAUCCUGCCCAGGCAAAGAGGCAGGCAGGGAACACUGAGCUGGCCCACAGAGAGAAACAUAUUUCUGCCUGGCCGACAGGCAGACGGACAGACGGCAGGACGGAGACCCGAGCGGCGGCUGCGAUUGGCGGCUCGACGGCAGGCUGGUGGAAGAUGUCGUCGGGGGCCGGCGGGCGGGCGUGCGAGGGAGAGGAGGGCCCAGUGGGCAUCCCCUUUCCUGAGCACAGCGCCGACCUGCUGGAAGGCUUGAACCGGCAGCGGCUCAGCGGCCUGCUGUGUGAUGUGCUACUGGUGGUGCAGGAGCGUGAGUUCCCCGCCCACCGCUCGGUUCUAGCCUCCUGCAGCUCCUACUUCCACAAACUCUUUACCUCAGGCUUGGCUGCUGAGCGCCAGAGCGUUUACGCACUGGACUUUGUGCGUGCUGAGGCGCUUGCUGCACUGCUGGACUUCGCCUACACAGCCACACUCACCGUAAGUCGUAGCAGUGUAGCGGACAUCCUGAGUGCUGCCCGUCUGCUUGAGAUCUCACCUGUCCAAGACAUCUGCACACACCUGCUCGACACCAAAGUGCUCUCCCUUCCGACGGGCAACGAGCGAAGAGAGGACGAGCUGGAAGAGGAUGGAGAGUGCGGGCGGAGCAGCCGAGAGCAGGGCAACUGGCUACGCGCUCGCGAGUACCUGGAAUUCUUCCAGCGAGGGGCGCACUGGAGAAGCAGCUGCAGUACGCCAGAGCUCAGGGACAUGCCCGCACACCUGCACUUUAGCCAUCGCAACGGCGCUGACAGCAAUGGCACGCCGUCUAACUACUUCCCCCCCCCAGGCCCAGGGCUGGCGAUGCACCCUCCACCAGACCCGGAGGAUGACCCAGAUGAGCAGCAGGACACCAAGGACGUGCUGAUCUGGACUCGAGGGAAUGGCACUGAAGCGCUCUCGCACAUCUAUGCCCCAUCAUCACAGAAUGGACACUUCUACCUCCAUCAAUCCGAGCCCAAGGCAGAGCGGGAAGCAGAGGCGGAGCGCGAGGUGGAGCGAGGGCCCGCCAGCGCUCUCCUGCAGCAGAUGAUGGACUCUAUAGAGCGUAAGAAGGAGAGGCCAGCUGGGGCUGAAAAUGAGGGCGCUGACGGAGAUGAGCCUGACGUGGAGUUUUACUUGAAGUACUUUAACAGUGUGCAACGUGAGGAGGCAACCGUUCCACUCUGGACCUCGGUGCGAGGUGGAGAAGGUAGAGGCACUGGAGGCCAACCUAGCACAGGGAAUGCCGGUGGUGAGAGAAAAAUGCGCUCCAAGGCCUUCCAGAAGUGCCCUAUUUGCUCCAAGGUCAUCCAGGGUGCUGGCAAGCUACCCCGCCACAUCCGCACGCACACUGGAGAGAAGCCCUACGAGUGUGCCAUCUGCAAAGUGCGCUUCACCAGACAGGACAAGCUCAAGGUUCACAUGCGCAAGCAUACAGGAGAGAAGCCUUACCUGUGCACACAGUGUGGUGCCGCCUUUGCUCACAACUAUGACCUGAAGAAUCACAUGCGUGUACACACAGGCUUACGCCCCUAUCAGUGCUCCAGCUGCUUUAAGACCUUUGUUCGCUCGGACCAUCUCCACCGCCACUUGAAGAAGGAUGGCUGCAAUGGCAUCCCAUCUCGCCGUGGGCGCAAGCCUCGCGUACGAGAACCAGAUGUGCUUGAAGCCCCUCUGGAGCCGACCAGCGCAGGACCGAGAUCCACCAGGGGCCAGCUGCAUCCAGAGGAUGAGGAGGAUGAGGAGGAGGAGGGCAUCGGUGUGGUCGUUAUGGAAGAAGUUCCAAAGAGCCGCACACACAGCCCACUUGCUGACAGAGAGGCUAGAGGAGAUGCAACUGCAAGGCAAAGAGACGCCACAACGCCAUAAAUUACACACUGCUGGUGCUGGUGUUGCACAGAAAUCAGAGAAAAAAGAAAAUCAAUUAAGAGAAAAAAAAAAGCUACAACUCCAUGCUUCUCUUUAAAAACCAAAUCAGGGUGUCCCAAAAAUCUAAUCUCUUAAUUUACAUCUUUCUUUCUGUUUUUUUUUUCCCUUUAACAUUCAGCAUAGAGACCUGAAGCCACAGUUACUGGCCUGUUGAAAGAGUGAAGAGCACUUGACAUCACUCACCUGUGCUGUCUCUGUCUUUCUGGGUGUUUAUUUUUGAUUUUGUGUUCUUAAAUUAACUUUGGCGUAAUCGCUUGUCCAUAAGCAUACGAGACAAUGGAGUUACUAUGCAGUUAAAACAGGUUCCUCAUCUCUGGGUUGUGUCCACAGGGCUUUGUCUUAAACAAGUGAGGUGUCAAACACCUGGCUGACCACGGCUGCUAAUGCAACAGGUAAACAAAGAAUGAUCCAAGAUGUGGGAGAAGCAACAAAUGAAUCUUUUUUUUUUCCUAAUGCAGUGAAAAAUAUGUACAUAUACCAUAAAGAAAAGAUUCUAUUGUCUCAGUUCAAUAUGGCAAUAUUAUGCAAUUCUUAUGCAGCACCUUCUUUAUAAAUGUUCCAGAAAGAAUCAGACAGGGGUUUGAUUUUAAGUGUUACUUUCUCUAUAAAAAUAAUACAUGGUUAUAUCUUUUUAAAAGGUUAAAAUUUGAGUCAAAUCACAUUAGGCCAUGGGAGGAAGAGAUGGGAUGAGGUUCUGUGUUUCGGAAGCACUACCGUCAUCACUUUGCCACUGAGCAAAACCAUGUUGAAUCUUUUACCUCUCACAAGCCUGUUUUUCCUCCUUUUAGAAUUCUUGGGUUAUUUUUUUCUUGUCUUAUUUUUGUCAUUGUUGAUGUUUUCAUUUGAAUUGGCUGUUUUGGGUACUUGACACUUUACAUUGUAUACAUGUGUGUAUAUAUUAGGUGAUAAUGAUAUUGGUCCCUUUAUAAAAGGUUUAUUACAGAUUGUUAGGGUUAUAUCUUCCAUCAGCUUCACUCCAGGCUCCUCCCUGAUUGAAGCUUACAAAGGGUGAAAGGCUGUUUGAAUGUAUGAGAACAUUCAAUUGAGGAACCCAUUUUGUCCUAAACUCAGCACUUGACGGAACCGGCAAGUUCCAUCCCAAAGCAUGAACCGUGAUCUGUGUGUGUGUGUGUGUGUGUGUGAGAGAGAGAGAGAUAGAGAGAGAGAGAGAGAGAGAUGUUGAGUGAAUCUGCCAAGGUUUGCCAGCUCAGUGAGAGAGAGGGCGCUGUUUUACAGACAGCUGGUGCACAAAGGCUGAGAAUGUUUUCUCUUUUCAUGCAUGGGAAGGAAGGAAAGAGAGAUGAGCACCUUUUAUGCAUUUGCACAACUUUACUAAAGAUUUAAUCCCAAUGGAGAAAGAAAGAGAGAGAUUUAUAUUUAAGAGAGAGAAGGGAAGUUAGAAGUACUUGUUCCAACAUUCUGCCCAAGGGACCACAAAUCCAUGGGACGACCAGGGUGAUGAGAUGAGCAAUAAAUACUUGUUUGGGUUGGGAUGCCAAAUUGGGGAAGAAGGGGGGUCAAUGUUCCAUUAUUUUGUGAGUGUUGAUCUCUGGGAGGGUGCAACAAUGUCCUUUGGACACAUCCUAAGCCACGUGACUCAAUCCCCGGGGCUGGGAGCGUCAGCAUGUCAGGUUUGUGGGCACGUCCAAACAUGCUUCUCUCCAAAAUCUGGCAUUGUGACUGCAGUUAUGGUCGCCUCCAUUUUUAUUAGAGAGAGAGAGGGGCUAUCAUAGCUAAAUCUUAUUAUUCCAAAAGUGCUUGAUGGACUUUACAGACCUCACAUAGAGUUGCCUCAUUUGGAGAAUACAGAGAAAAAUCUUGGUGUAAUUGCUGGUGGUAGUGACUAGAGAAUAAAGUUUUUAAUACCAUUUGCGAGGCAGAUAUCACCCACUUUGCCAUUGCUGCAGUGCUGUGCCCAACGUUUCAGUCCUUUGCACCUUAACGGGAGCAGCAGGUUUUGAUUGCACUUUGUUACUGAGAAGGGCACUUUUUUGUCAAAAUAAACGGGUACUUUGAAACAAAAGAGAGAAUGUGCUAAAAAAAAAAAAAAACGACACCCAUCCAUGUCAUGAUGCUUAGCUGGGUUCUUUGUUGUGGUUUUUUUGACGACUGGCUGCCAAAAUACAAUCUGUACAGUCACAUGUUGCAGGGUUAUCAUGUUGAGUUUCCAAAAUGGUGUGUGACCUUGAUUAGACAACAAGCAGACUUUUAAAAAGACACCCUUAAAAAGAAGAUAUUGCCCUUAUAUCUGAUUGCACUUGAAGUUUUCAUUUGAUGUAUAAUUUUUUUCUUUAUAUAUGUCUUAAUGCAGAAUGGGGUCAUUGAGGGGGUGGCUACAUGCUUGUGUGUGUGAGAAUGCGUGUGUGAGAAUGCGUGUUUGGGUGCCUGCGUGUCUGCAGGGGUCUUCCAGUAAUUCUUAAGAUGUAUAUUCCAUUUAGACAGUUGACCAGUUCAUUACUCUGGUUUGUAUCAUUAUGUGCAGAGAACAGACUGCCUGUUAUAGUCUAACUCCAAUUUUCACUCAGUGACAACCUGUGUAGGGUUUGUAAUAAAAGGGAUAUGUUUGGUUAAGGUUGCUAUUGCAAGGCCACACCCUAAGCAAUGCUCACUGCAUAGUGAGCUUAGUUUGUCCCAACCCAUGUUAUGUGACUAGUCUGUCCAGAAAUUCCAAGUUUGUUUUUUUUUUUUUUUUAAACGCACUUUGGGUUGAUUAUUGGGAGCACGGCUUCUGGCUGUCCAUGAACCUAAACCCUACACUAAAACAUUCUGUGACUCAACUUGCAGCUGGUCAGUCCAUAGAGCAGAGUGAAGUUGCGUGUGAUACAAAUUAGCCACAGCCCAAAACCAAGCCCCCUUAUUACUUAAGCAAGUUGAGUAGAAAUCAUUGAGAAAAGGAAAUGUACUUGAGUUCUUUCUUUCAUUAUUACUGUCCUUUUUGUGAUCUGUUGCUGCCUGUUUACUAGAUGAAAUGAGUCUCUUCUUUUUACCCUGGCAAGGGUUGUUGCUAUACUUACUUUUAAGUUAAUAGCUCUUGUAUGAUUUGACGUGUGUGUAGGGGAGGGAUGGGGUUUGAACUUAUAUUGUGGAGAUGGAUGAUUGUUUUUGGUGGCAGAGCUGGGGGUGAUAUGUAGCCUGAUAGCACUGGAUAUGGUGCUUUAGCUGAAACAGCAAGAAUUUUUUGCACUAAAAGUCCUUAAAUAAGAAGGACUGAUUAACUGGGCAAGGCCUUUGAGUUUCCAUGAACGCAGAGCCUAAUUUAAGCCUGCUUCAUCUCCCCCCGCCCCCCCUUUUUUUUUUUACCUCCCUUAUUAUUAUUAUUAUUAUUAUUAUUAUUAUUAUUAUUAAUCAUUAUAAAUCCAAAGUAGGUAAGGCCUGGAUUACUUGAAAAUUUUUAACUUAUAUCUGAAUAAGCUUGCUGUCUCUUCCUUACUUAAUCUAAUUAUUGCAUCAGAUAAAAAUUUCCAAAUAAUGCCUACAUUAUUGAGCAACAUAACUAACUAAAAAGUUGUGCGGUUAAAAAAAAAAAUCCAAAGCACAUACUACAUGUCAGCGAAACCACAGAUCCAAACAUAUGAUGGUAGAGCAUUUAGGAACUUGUCUAACUUAACACAAACUGUUAACUGGAUAAAACGCUAAAUACCUGAUUUCACAUCUGUAGGUUCAUAGCAGCUCACUGGCCUUGUCUGGGGCUUAAACAUUGUAUAAAUGGGUCCACAAGGAGUCUGGGGGAGGCUGUGUAUAAACCUGACUAAGCGGAGAGGGAACUGGGUAAGAAUGUGCCUUAAAAUGGGAAGAUAUCAGGACCAUUCUUGUUCAUUCCCGUAAACAACCACAUCAGAACGCAUGAAGCUGUUCAUAUGAGGCAAUGCUAGGGCAGGUUUUGUGAAAAGUAGGGUUGGGCAAUAUGACAAUAUAACACGAAUAUUGUGAUAAAUUACAUCAUAUGCAAGUACAUACGCUUUUAUGAGAUAUCCCAGGAAUUGUCAGUACUUUUUAUAACACUGACCGAUUCCAUUGUUACACACAGUAUCAACUAGCUGACUGGUUGUUAAAUUGUUUUUGUCCUGUUUUUUCUUAGUUAGAUUCAAGUCAAUUAUUUGUCUAGAUAUUAAAUAAACCCAUUAUUUGAAGCCAUGUUUUUACAUAGAUUUUUAAAAGCGGCAUUACUGUUUUGCUGGCACUUUGUUACCAAGCCUAAAUAUCACAAUGUAUAUGUAAAAAUGUCUUUAAGUAUUGUGAUAUAUUUUUGUCAUUUCGCCCAGUCCUAGUGAAAAGCUCUGGUCUUCACUCCUCUUCAUAGAAGGUUGAUGUCUCAGCUCCCUUUUUUGACUCCUUAGAUAGAUGCUACACUGAGAUGGUGUCUCUCUUUAAAAAAAAUGUCACUUGUAAUAUCCAAAUAUUAAUUUGUCUUUGUUUUAUUUAUUUGUUGGGUUCUGGACAAGCAUUAAAUACACACGCAAUGACAGUGAUUACUGUAACAAUCAUGGAAUGAAAUGUAGUUAUGGUUGAAAAUGGUCACAUCUGAGCUAUAAAUCAGCAUGCCAAGGGUUGAUUUUUGACUAGGUAUAUGCAAGCUACAGAGAGAUUUGUGUUGUAGUUCUGAACAUCCAUGGAGAGACUGCUGUCUGUUGCUUACAGGCGCUUUGCACUAGGAGUCCUUUGUGGGUGUGGGAACCAGUCGUUUGCACAGAAUGGGGAGGGCGAGUAGCGUUUUUGUACAAACACAGGUAGUUGUUGCGUUGUUAUGUUCAGGAAUGAAUGAUGCCUCCCUAAGCGUGUGACAGCUUCAGAUGUUGUGUUUUACCAGUCAUUGAAAUGAUGCUGAACAACAGUGCAUGGUGUGCUUGUGUGUGUGUCAUUGUGUGUUAGAACACAAGUCACUGUUGUGGAGAUUAUGGGUAAUCAUCUAUUUUUUAAGUCAACUGCUUCUCAGGUUCAAAAACACUGCAGACCAUUGGUUUGGUACCACCCCAUAGUUUUUGCCUUGCAUCUAAUCAAAGCUUUAUUGUACAAUUCCUGUCCAUGUUAAGAUUUUAUGUACCAAACAGACCUAUGCACCCACAGUCCCCCUCAUUACUCUGCCUAUUGUGUGCAUUCUAAGGUUCUCAAGUAAAAGAGAAUCAAAGAGUUAGAUUAGUAGACAAAAACAUCAAACUGCAGGGUUAACAUCUUUCCCUGAGUUUACAGUUUGAGCUGGCUACAUUCCAGUCUCUGGGCCACAAAAUAUCCACAGUAGAGAGAGUAGUUUGUGUCUGAGAGAGACUUUUUGUUGGUUUUUUUGAAGCCACCAACAAAUCCAGGAUGCAUUCCGUAACUACAAAAUUCGCACUUACAAAUGAUGGCAGGAGAGUAAACAUGGUUAGGUUUGAGGGAAGAGAAGUGAUGUGUUUCUUUCCCUCUGCCUUACUUCAGUACUGAGGUUAGUAGGUAGGCAGCAAGGUGGGCUCAAAGCCAUCAUGCUGUUUGCAGGUUGGUGAUUGUAACAAAAAAAAAAGCACUUUUAUGUGCUUUCUCCAUUGGUUUUUACUGUUAAUGUUAUUGUUGCUGUUUUCUUCUCUUUUGUUAAUGUGUUUAGUUUUUUUUUAUAUCUCAUUGUGGAUAUGAUGAUUUAUUUAAAUGCAAAAAAAACUACAUGGAAAGAAAAACUUGAACGUGCUAAUAUUUGGGUUGAAGUCCUUUUGAACUGCCGCCCCACUAAACAACAUGCAUUUUUAGACAGACAACAAAGCAAGGAACAACAGCAGCAGUACAUCAAACAGGACGUGCUUUCUACAACAUUUUUGGUUGGAAAGAUGAGACUAUAAAUAUGUUUAAAUGACUUUCCAGAAUUCACAUUUACAGCUUAAACUGCUGCAGUUUAGAAUGGUACUGUGGUGGCCUUGGUCCCCUCAAACCCAUCCAGGGUCUAGUUGCACAUACUCAUCUUUCACAGUGUCAAUCUUCCAUGCACAUAUGAGGCCACAUACGACCUCUCUUUAUUUUCCUACUCUAAUGCUAGUUUGUACAAGCACACUAUAGUAGAUUUCAAUCAAUUGUUAAAACAAAUUUCAGUGGUUAGAGGGACAAAUAAAAUAUCCUUAGAAAUAUAUACAAUAUUUUUGUCAAAUCCUUACAGAGAUUAUAUAAUGUAUAUAAUUAUAUAAAAUGCAUACAGGCAAGAAAAACAACAUAUAGAACCAAUAAUUCAGCAAUAGCAUCUUGAUUUAAACCCUGAUAUGAGCAUUAGGGCACAUUCUAACAGAUCACUUAGGCAAACUUUGGGGCGGCAGAAUAUUUCCCAGUAUCUCAGGCUUGGACGGUAGCGAUCCUGUCCUUUUUCAGCUUAAAUUAAGUCCUAUUCCUUUAAAUUGUCAGUGUCUGUUGAAGCUACGGAGGGAUGGGCGAGUUUGGGAGAAUUUGCACUUUUGCCGAUGAAAAGAAUUUGUAAUGUAUAUGAGACCACUAAAUGUGCAUCGUCUAAAUCAUGUAAUUCCAUUUUUUCCAGUUUUUGGUUCCAUUUUAUUCUGUUGGGUUUAAUUUUUGUUUUGUUUGUUUAUUUUUAUGAAAUAUAUCCAAAAAUGUCUGGUGUCCUGGUUUAAGAAAUAAGAUCUUUCUAUUAAAAAAAAGAAAUGUUUAUGA
Pangasianodon hypophthalmus (striped catfish) is the source of this 8848-nucleotide messenger RNA. RefSeq names its product zinc finger and BTB domain containing 7a (gene zbtb7a). Gene Ontology annotation, biological process: regulation of transcription by RNA polymerase II. Gene Ontology annotation, molecular function: RNA polymerase II cis-regulatory region sequence-specific DNA binding; protein binding; DNA-binding transcription factor activity, RNA polymerase II-specific. The transcript has 4 exons. Bases 443 to 2170 code for a protein of 575 amino acids. The record is from RefSeq and is a predicted model, not a curated record. Lineage: Eukaryota; Metazoa; Chordata; Actinopteri; Siluriformes; Pangasiidae.